Messenger RNA from Onychostoma macrolepis, 4695 nucleotides. RefSeq lists its product as uncharacterized. Bases 2883 to 4427 code for a protein of 514 amino acids. NCBI's taxonomy places the organism in Eukaryota, Metazoa, Chordata, Actinopteri, Cypriniformes, Cyprinidae. The transcript has 2 exons. The record is from RefSeq and is a predicted model, not a curated record.
UAUCAGGAGCACCAGGAGGGGACAAGGUUUUACUGUUUGAAAUAAGAUUAUUUUUUCUUACCCCAUUGGCAGAUGGACGACUAGUUGAUGAAAUGUAAGCUAUAAAUUUUGGAUCAAUUUUAAUCAAGCUGAACCGGAUCGUUCAGAUCUGAUUCCCAUUUGAUUCCCUCUGAAUUUGAACUAAGUCCUUACAAACCACACACAAUGGAAUGCGCACAUGUGACUGGGGCUAGUGCCAUCUAGUGGUUGCUGAUUUUCUUAGGCUCAGCUGGGUCAUUCUAUAAUUAAGGGUACAUUUCAAGUCCAUUGGUUGUAUUUAUCAUUUUUUACUGAAUAUUCACUUCAAGCAAUGAUCACUUUUAUAUUUGGGCACAUUCCUCUUUAUUUCAUGCAUAAAAGUCAACCAGUUCCAAAAGUUAAUUAGGAGAAAAUGCAUAUGCUGUACUGGAAAUAACAGUUUUUGUGCUGUCCGAUUUGCUAAAAGUCAAGUUUUGCCUUUCAAAUUAACACUACAAUACAUGUUUUUGUAUAUUAUUUUCAUCAUUAUUUGUUAAAAAUAAUCAUUAAAACAAGGCAAAUGUAUUUUAAAAACUAAUUCACUUGUUUAUAUCUAUUAAAUUAUUAACUUUGUGUGUGUCCGAGAAAUCUUUGUCAACUGUGUUACCCAUUGACAAAACCCCUAUAAAUCAGCAAUGGUUUGUUCCAAAGUCACAUGUCCAACAUCAUGUGAUGUCACGACCUUCAGUGGCGGGAAUUUUAAAUACAGUGUGGUAAGUUUCUACUCCUCCUCUUCAAUUUUUAAUCAUUAUUAUUGUCUACACAGAGUAGAUGAAUUGCUCAUCAACUGUGUUAUCAACAUGGUCGUGUGUACUUACUUUAGAUAUUAUAUUUACAAAAAUGUAGAUAAAAUGUAUAAAAACACUAGUUGAUCAAGGUAAUGUGGGGACAUGUUCAAGGUCUACAGUUAGCACAAGGCUCUAAAAUGGAAGAAAUGUCAACUGUGUUACUUGUCAACUGUGUUACCCAUCAAGUGUAACACAGUUGACAGGGAUUAACACGGUUGACAAUGUUGGCUGGGUUUCUUGUCAUAGUUUAUGCCUAUAUUGAGUAUUGUUGAUAAAAACAUACAUUAACUAUUGUUAUAACACAGGAAUGACAUGGUAAAAUAUGAACAAGUGUAAUUACAUAGUAAUAGUUAUUUUAUAAAAACAUGUGAUUCACAUUAAGGGAUUAAUUUAACUAAUCUUAACACUAUAAUAUUAUCUAUAUAUUGCACUGAAUAAAUCAUUACACUCGAUUAAAGGAGCAUUCCAUAGCUUUUCAGCAAAAUCUAUAUUAUCUCCAGAAAUAUACAUAUAUCAACAAACAAGGAUUUCAUGAAGUAUGGUUCAUUUUUAUAUGAUUUCAUGGUUUGGAAUGGUGGGUUUCUGCUGACAUUUAUUUAAUGUGAUCCCUAUCAAGCAAGGUUGAAAAACUAUAAAGUGCUCUUAAUCUUGUUUUAGGGAAAUUAUGUUAUCUGCUGCAGAGAAGCAGCACCAGUACAGGGCUCGGUGUGAUGCUGAUCCUGAGAGAAGGGCUGCGUAUUUACAAAAACAUAGAGUGACGUGGCAUGAGGACAAAAAGCUAGGAAAGGUGAAGACAGUGAAAGAUUUAAGUGAGAGGGAGAAGAGAAGGAAAUGAGCACAUUGGAGAAAAGCCCAACACCAGUCCAGAGAGAGAAAGCAAGUGAUAGAGAACCAGGUUACUCCACCCCUGAGUUCUGAAGUUGAUCCACAGCCUCAGAUGUCAAGACAGAGAAUUGCUGGAAGGAAGAAAGUGCAGAGAAGGGAGUCAAAAUUGUACAGGGAGAUUCAGGCUUUGAGGGAAUCACCAAGCGCCUUUUAGGAAGGUUUCCUGUGGCUAGAGCACAGAACGUUAGUUUUCCACGAUGCCCUAGUGGACAACAUCUGCAAAAAGUACGCCUCUACCAAACACAAGAAAUCUAGACAGGUAAUUGCAGCUGUAGUGUCAGGAAGAAUUUUGAAAAAAUAUAAGUUGAAAAAAAAAUUUCAGGAGAAUCUAGCAAUUUCGAGAAAACAGCAGAACCACUGUGAGAUAUCCAUAAUCUCCAACAAGAUGAAGUACAGAUCCCUAUGUUUUAAACAGCAUGACAAAGUUAUGUCCUUCUGGACAAGGGAUGACAACAGUCGCCUAACAGCUGGAAAAGCGCAAACAAUAACAAGAGGAAAGAUAAAGAAACAGAAAAGGUUCCUAAAUGACACCAUGAAAAACCUGCAUAGGAAAUUCCUCCUUGAGAGCCCCAACAACAGCAUUUGCUACAGUUUGUUCUGCCGUAUGCGGCCCUUCUGGGUGGUCCAGCCAUCCAUUGCAGACAGAGAGACCUGCCUCUGCAAGGUACAUGAGAAUCUCUGUUUUCUUGUAGAAAAGCUACAUUCUCUCAGACUCAUUGGAAGCACUGAUUUGGAGAACAUGGCAGAGUCAAUAUGCUGUGACUCAAACUUGAAGGACUGCAUGUACAGUCGUGGCCAAAAGUUUUGAGAAUGACACAAAUAUUAGUUUUCACAAAGUUUGCUGCUAAACUGCUUUUAGAUAUUUGUUUCAGUUGUUUCUGUGAUGUACUGAAAUAUAAUUACAAGCACUUCAUACGUUUCAAAGGCUUUUAUUGACAAUUACAUGACAUUUAUACAAAGAGUCAGUAUUUGCAGUGUUGGUCGUUCUUUUUCAGGACCUCUGCAAUUCGACUGGGCAUGCUCUCAAUCAACUUCUGGGCCAAAUCCUGACUGAUAGCAACCCAUUCUUUCAUAAUCACUUCUUGGAGUUUGUCAGAAUUAGUGGGUUUUUGUUUGUCCACCCGCCUCUUGAGGAUUGACCACAAGUUCUCAAUGGGAUUAAGAUCUGGGGAGUUUCCAGGCCAUGGACCCAAAAUUUCAACGUUCUGGUCCCCGAGCCACUUAGUUAUCACUUUUGCCUUAUGGCAAGGUGCUCCUUCAUGUUGUAAAAGGCAUUGUUCAUCAUUUAAACUGUUCUUGGAUGGUUGGGAAAAGUUGCUCUUGGAGAGCACAGCACGAUGGCCACGACUGUACAAUGAAUGUCCCAACUGCAAAGUUAGAGACUUUCCAGUUGCAACUGAGGGGGAUUUGCAAGCAAGUGUUUUUUUCACACAGUGGACAACAGAGAAUGUUCUCAGAGAGAAAAAGAACAAGGAUGGUGAAAAGGAGAAAGUGUCUGUCAAAACAACAGUGAAAAAGACGACGGAGACGACUUUGGAGAACCUGCUUGAGCUCUUCCAGUGCCAACUUAAAAACUUCAGAAGACAUCUAUUUAACAUAAAACGGCAAUUCACCUACCACCAGGAACUAAGGAGAAGUAUGAAAGAUCAUGAAUGCUUAAUUGAUGUAGAUUUCUCAGAAAACUAUGCUUGUAAGUACUCCUCUGAAAUACAAGCUGUACACUUCGCUUCGAACCAGCAGCAGGCAACACUUCACACUGGAGUUCUACAUGUUGGUGGAGUGGAAGAACAUGUGUGCUUUGGCACAAUCAGCUCAUCAAAAGAGAAAGGCCCAGCAGCCAUAUGGACCCAUCUUUCCCCAAUCCUCGAUCUGGUCAAGGCUUCCUAUCCCAAUGUGACUGUGGUGCAUUUCUUCAGCGAUGGGCCAUGCACACAAUACAGACAAAAAGGCAAUUUCUAUAUGUUUUGCACUAAGCUGCAGAAAUAUGGGUUCAAAGCAGGCACCUGGAACUUUUUUGAGGCAAGCCACGGCAAGGGUGCUCCAGAUGGAGUUGGAGGCCUCCUCAAAAGGACUGCUGACCGACUUGUCAGCCAUGGGAAAGGCAUCCCAAAUGCUGAGAUCUUCUUCAAUGCACUGGUGGAUGCACAGACCUCAGUAAAACUGUUCUACAUAAAUGAGGAUAAUGUAGAUGAAGCCACAAAGAAUAUGCCACAUAGUCUCCCGGUGGUACCAUCAACCAUGCGCAUUCACCAAGUGGUAACAAUUACCCCAAGAAAAAUCAGUUACCGAGAUGUGAGCUGCCUUUGCUCAACGAGACAGACCCUGGAGUGUCAAUGUGAUGACCCCAAAACGUUUACCUUUGAGGUUCAGGCAACAGCACCCACACAGAAGAAUAACAGUGAAGACCUGCCUGAAAUUUCUUGGCAAAACUCAGACAUCAUUGGCAAGUGGUGUUCUCUCAAAUAUGAUGACGAUAUUUAUCCUGGCAUUAUUCAAGAGGUGACUGAAACGCAUGUCGAAGUCAAAUGUAUGCACCGGAUUGGAGUCAACCGCUUUUUCUGGCCAACACGGGAUGAUGUCCUAUGGUAUUUGCAUGAUGACAUCAUCAGGAUGAUUCCUCCUCCAACUUUUGUGACCUCACGUAGAGAUCAUGUGGAGAUCGACAGAGACAUAUGGUCCAAAAUCUCAGAAAUGUGAACUGUCAGAAAUCAAAAGGAACACGAAAGGACAAAAGAAACUGGAAGAUGAAAUAGACUACAAGUAGGAUGAGUUGGAAAGGACUGUUUUGUGAAUGAGACUAAUGUAGUAUUAACAGCAUUUUUUAAAGUUUUUGUUUGUUUUCUCCAUUGUUUCAAGAGAGUUAAUUAAUUACUUGUUGCUGACACUUGUCAAAAUAAAAAGGUUUUAUUUUAAAGAAAGGUUUCUCUUUUUCUCCUAAUGCAUCCUGUCAACCGUGUUACUUCUG